CUCCGCCCCGCUGGUGGACCUCGUCCUGCUACUUGAUGGUUCCUCGAGCCUCAAGCCGGAGGACUUCACGCGAAUGAUGAAUUACACGUGGGAGAUAGUACAGGAGAGUAAGGGGACUAACAUCCAGGUGGCCGUGGUGCAGUUUGCCAAUUCUGUUGAGACUCAGCUGACCUUCACGGAAUUCCAGAGCGACUCCAUUGAAGUCCUGGAAACUAAAAUCAAAGACGUCGUUCAGAUGGGCGGUGGCACAAACACCGGCCUGGCCCUGAGACACGUCCUGAGUCAGACGUUCCAGGAGCAGCAGGAAGCUCGCCCCACUGCGCUGCGAACUCUUCUGCUCAUCACGGACGGCACCGCGACCGACGUGGAAGAGCUUCAGAAGAUCAACAAGUCGCGAGCCCUAGAGGGCAUCACCAGAUUCGUCAUCGGGGUGGGUGACGUGUUCCACAAGGGCCGCGCCAUUUACACGGCCGAGCUCAUCGCCAGUCGCCCGCUCAGCCUCCACGUGGAGGUGGCGAGUGACUUCACGGCACUGGGGAGAGUCCUCAAGGCGCUGAAGGGGCGAAUGUUCGCUCUGGAGG
This is a messenger RNA of Petromyzon marinus (sea lamprey), 581 nucleotides long. NCBI's taxonomy places the organism in Eukaryota, Metazoa, Chordata, Hyperoartia, Petromyzontiformes, Petromyzontidae. The record is from RefSeq and is a predicted model, not a curated record.